GUGCAGAGUAACUCAGCUAACUAACCAGCAAAGUGCGAAAUUUCGGAGCAAAUUAAAUUCGCCGCGAAAUUGGUUUCCGAACCGCCGGAAGCGGUCAAAAAUAUCGUGUAACUGCGCGUCAAGGGAAUGGGAGUGGUUUGUACGUAAAGUUUCCCGGUUUCGGGUGUGAUCUGAGUGAGAAAACUGCAUUUGUUUGGUGGCAUUUUCCUUGCAUGAAAGGAGGAGGAGGCUUUUUUUUUGUGUUGGCUCGUUCCGUCUAGAGCGCUGGGUUUCAUAGCCGAAGCGAAGUGAGUCCCGCGGAUGAAUAUGAAUUCGCGGCGCACUGCGAAGAACAAAGAAGAGAACGAGACGGAAGAUUGUAUAAUCGUUCAUUCGUGUGGAAUAGGAAAAGAGUAAGAAGAAGAAGGUUGCAAAGCGCCGAAGGGCUGUCAAAUUCGUUUGUGAAUGGGGAACAUCGACAGGAAGAAAAACGCAAUAAUUACGAGGCGACGAUCGGCUAGUUUUCGAAUGCGCGUUUGUGUCCGUGAACGGAACGAUUGGGUAAUGUUCCUGCGAGGAGGAUCGAAGACAAGGGAAUCAAUGAUCCCAAAUUUGUUGUAAAAUUCUGUACGGUGACGGUGUUUUUGUUUUGCAUUUUCCAACUUGGUCAGAAUGUAUUUAUGUGUAUGUGUGUGUGUGCGUGUGAAGCAGCUUCUGAUCCAGUGAAAAUAAUUACGGUUGAGGAAAAUAAUGAUUUUCUUCGGAAGGCAAAGCGUGACAGUUUGAGAAAGAUUAGCACACAGUGUAUUUAGGCGUUGCACUCGAAUCCAGUUGAAGCAGAUUUUUAUAGAAAUCCGUGGGAAAUAACUCCGCAGUCAUGGUCCUGAUUUGACAUCAAGCGAUGCACCGUGAAGACCUGCAAUUGUAUUGAAAGUCCCAUUCGAAGAUGGAGUGCGACGUUUCGCCACCGGACAGCAGCAGCGGUGGUGGACACCUUCGCACCGGUUCCAACAGCAGCAGUAGUGGCAGCAGCAACAGCAACAUCAGUAGUAACCAACGGCGCCAGCCGAAGCAUCAUCAUAGCGGCAACAACAGUAGCAGCAGUAACCUAAGCAUAAGUGGUAACAGUGGUAGAAAUCUCUUAAACGUUAGUACCGGUAGUAGUUAUCGUUCGGAAUCGCCCGUGGGCUCAGCCACGGCACCGACCAGUAUGGCAGCCUCAUCCUCAUCGUCAUCGUCGUCAUCGUCAUCAACAUCGUCGCAGAAUCACCUGCACCAUCAGCAGCAACACCACCACCAAAACCAUCAUCACCACCACCACCAUCAUGCCCAUCACAUUCAUCAUGAGGAGAUUACGGUGACCUUUCCGGAGGUGGUCUCCUGCACGCCGGAGCCCAGCUUCAGCCUGUCGGAUGAUUACGAUUGCAAUCCGCUGAAAGAAGUGGACCCACUGAACGUAUCCGGUAGUUCGAUGGAUCUGCUUGCCUCGCCGGUGAAAAAUCAGGAGAAAACCCCCAAACACAAUCACCACCUGCGGCGAAACGUUCCUAGGAUAGUAGUGAAACAGCUACCGAAGCAGCACCUGCCUCCACCUUCGCGGGAUGAUAAGCGACCAAUCGGCCCGGCUUCGACCAUGCGGGAGGUGUUGGCUUCCAUUCCGGGGUUUAGCAUGAAACCCCGGCGGAGGUCCAACAAGAAAAUGUCCACCGCGGCGCAGAUCGAACAAACGAGGGAGGGUUGCAUUGAUCUCGAAACGCCCGAUUCCAUCCUGGUCAAUACGAAUCUGAGGUCGUUGCUGAACAAGCAAACCUUCCAGAUGCUACCGCCUCUGUUUCAGUACAAAUUGGUCCAACUGCUGCCCUCGGUGGAUCGACCCUCGGUGCUGGAUGCAUCGGAUUGCGAACGGAAUGGAAUACGGUUAAAUCCGUCCAGUUUGAACAAUGAAUUCUUCGCCCGAGCUUGCCUGGAGUGGCGCGAUCGGUUAGCGGAAGGGGAGUUUACUCCGGAGAACCAGAUGAAGCUAAAGACGGAAGCGGAGAAGGAGAAGAGUAAACUGGAUCCGUGGAAGUUGAAACACUUCGAACCGAUGUGGGGUGAUAAGAGUUCGGCGGCGAAUGUCGGUGCUGCCGGGACGCAACCAAACCCGUCACCUCCGCCGACACCGACGAAGGAGAAUCUAGAGAGCACGCCUGAACCUCCAAAGACCAGUACCCCAACUUCGACGAGACCUGCCCUUAAGACCACCAUCAAGCUGCGGCCGACAACGACGAUAGCUACGAGCACGACGGCAGCUUCGGAAGCGAUGGCCAGUUGUAGCAGUGGUCCCAGCAUCAGUAGUACUAGCUUCAAUAGUAUCUCUCCCGGUAGCAGUAACAGUAGUAGUAGUAGUAGCAGUAGUAGUAGUAGUAGUAGUAGCAGUAGUAGUGCUGGUGGUAUACCGUCGGCUACUACUACGAUCCCAACCACCCGCACUAGUACCACCCAAAGUUCUCUCUCGCCAACAACGGGCACGUCGUCUCCAAAGCGGGUUCGCACCGUUGGAGCUAUCACUCGAGCAACUGCCAGCCAAAAGCAGUUGGUUCAUCAGCUCCCACCGGAAGCUCCCAGUUCUCCAGUACGACUCACCCGCCAGAUCACUCGAGUGGAAUCACCCAAACCUUCCACUUCCGCAUCUGCCAUCGUUACGGUCGCCGUUCCGGUAUCAAGUCCAAUUGAUACUCCUAAACCGGCGUCAGAUGUCGUAGAUUCCUGCAGUCCCUCUAGUAGUAGUUCCAGUAGUUUCGUCAGUGGCAGUCUGAAGCGAACGCACAAUCGAUCCCUAACACCAGAGCUAAGCAAUAGUAAGAUAUCGAAAUCGUCUCCGGACCUUCAGCCCUCUGCGCAAGAGGGCUCAUCGAAACCAUGUGAUAUUAUCAAACCGGAUCUCGCGGCGCAUCCGGCACCGCUACCAUCCGCACCAUCGUCGCAAUCAGAUGACGUGCAAAUCAUCGAGGAUCAGCAAUCGGUUCCGGAUCCGCUGGAUGAUGUGGAAGUUGCUCAGGAAACGAUCGUAGAGGAAAUUCCCGACGACGAUCCGGACAUAACGGAGGUCAUAAUGGAACGUGCUCCGACGCCUGAACCCAGUGAAGAUCCGACGACGUACGAUUCGAAUCUCAGCGAUCGGACAAAACCGCAACAGCAAACCGUGUACGAUCAGCAUUCCGGGCAGAUAUUCAAUAUUGUUUGUGUUCCUUCGCCGGGGGCAGGAGUGGUGGGGACAGCUCCACGGAUAGCAAGUCCUGUGAUGAGCAGUGGCAAUAGUAAUUCCGUCGUCAUGGAUCAGGAGCUGCCGUAUUCCAGCAGUCACCACCAUCUGCAGCAGGAGCAGUUCUGUCACGAUAGCAACAGUAGCAGCACAUCGACGACGGCUCUGAUGUCCUCCAGCGACCAGGUUCCGCCGAAUGCGCUGAGUAGUUUCGAGAAUGUGCUGCAAAACAAUGAGGAACUGGUGAUCAUGCAGAGGGAACAGCAGGAGGAAGAGGAAGUGGAGGAACCCCCAUCGAAUGGGGUGAUAAACAGUGAUAGUAAUGGCAGUUCGGAGGCUAGCAGCAGCCAGCGGACGGUGAGUGCGGAAGUGAAUAUGAACUUAACGGCGUAUCAUCACGAUCACGAGCUGUUGCAUCAGAGUGCGAGCAGUAGUGGGAUGAUGAUGGGCGGGUGUGGGGCAGGUGUAGACGAAGAGGACGAAGAGGAAGACGACGAGGAGAACUGUGAUAACAAUAAUGAUUCCACCAACGAGGAUGAGGACGAUUGCGACGAUCAGGAGGUGGUACGGAGAAUCAGAACGGCAUCGGGAGGAUUGCAGGGGGAUGAUUUGCAUAGACUGCAGUUGAUCGAUUCGGUUCAUCAGCAGCAGCAGCAGCAGCACCAGCAGUCGCAUCAGGCGGCGAUGGGAGCGAUCGAUUCCGCCGAUGACGAUGACCAGAUGGACGAGAAGUUUAUCGAUGCGGAAAACUACGUGCUGGAGAGCGGCGAGAUUAGUGCGGAAAUCGACACGCUGGGCAUGCUGACGGAUGCAACCGACGAGGAAGCCGGAGUGGAUCUGGGCAUCGCUGGGGUGGCGGAAGCCGGUCCCAGCACCCACGAGGACAAUCUUAUCAUAUUGCACGAAAUGGACAUCAAGGGCGAGGAGGACGAAGAGGAGGAGGAGGAUGAUGAGGACGAGGACGACGACAAUGAUGAUCCCAAUCGAAUGAAUCAAGCGGAGGACGAAGACGACGAGGAAGAAGAGGCAGACGAUCAACAGCAGAUUCUGUGUUCGGAUCAGCAGGAUGUUCCGACGUCUACGGCCGAGGAAGCGGCUCUCUGUACGACGAGCGAUCUGGACGGAUUCGACGGGAUCAAUGCCAUCAAGAUGGAGACUGAUAAUAUCUUUGAAAGUGGCGAUUGGCCCUUCAAAGUGAAGCUGGACCCGAAGAUGAUGAUCGUGGACCAGCUGGACUCGAGCAGUAUUAUUCUGACACCGUCAACGACGAGUACGGUCUCUGCCGCAGCCGCCCCCAUCGUCAGUAGUCAUCUUCAGCUUCAUCAUCAUCAACAGCAACAACAUCAGCAGCAGCAGCAGCAGAUAGCAGUUAGUAGUAGUAGUAGAAGUAACAGCGCACUGCAGCAACAGCAGCAGCAGCAGCAUCAGCAGUUGCAAUUGCAACAUCAGCAGCAACAGAUCCAUUCCAUUCAAGCUGCCCAGCAGCAACAGUUCUUAAACCAACAGGUGCUCUUUCAGCAAGCUCAACAACCUCAGCAGCAGCAUCAACAGCAAUUGAAUGUACUUCAGCUGCAGCAGGCUCAACAGUUCCAGCAACAGCAACAACCGCAACAGGUGCUAAUUCCGACGGUGACGGCCGUGUCCAGCAGCUUUCUUUCAUCAGAGGUUAAGGAUGUCCGAGCGGUGAUAAAAGCGGAAGCGCCGACCAUCUCCGGUGUGACGUUUCAGGGUCGGCCAGCCACCGGUCAGUUGAUCACCAGGAUCAAAAUUGAAGGCGAGGACGGCCAGAAGGUGCACGUCGUCUCUUCGUCCGGAAGCGACAAUCUUACACGGGUAAUCGAGAGUGUAGCAGGGAACUACACCUUUCCAGUGACCACUCAAGCUCAACUGUUGCAACAUCACCAACAGCAACAGCACCAACAACAGUUGCUACAGCAGGUUCAGAAUCAAAUUAUCAAACUGGAAUCAACUGACGGCAGUCAUCAUCAGCAACAGCAGCAGCAAAUCCUCCAGCAGCAACAGCCAAAAUUCAUCAUCACUUCGAGGCAGAUCGGCAAUAAGAUCCCCAUCACGGUAACUAGCGGCCCGUCGGGUCAAAUUCUCCAGCAACAACAGCAGCAACCAACCGUUGCGACAACCAUCCAAAAACCGAUCCAGCUGCAGAAGAUCAUCAUGUCCACUUCGACCCUGCAGCAGCAGCAGCAACGAGCCCGACUACCUUUGCAGCGAGCUCAGUUGCUUCAGCAGCAACCCCAACAGACACCGACACAAUCUCAGCAGCGAUUCCAACAGAAGUUUGUCACUAACCAGUUGAUCCGAGGUCAGAAUGCUGCCAUCAUCAACAGUGUCCAGCUACAGCAGCAAGCGCAAGCUCAAGCUCAAGCUCAGGCUCAAGCUCAAGCUCAAGCUCAGGCUCAAGCUCAAGCUCAGGCUCAGGCUCAAGCUCAAGCUCAAGCUCAGGCUCAAGCUCAAGCUCAGGCUCAGGCUCAAGCUCAAGCUCAAGCUCAAGCUCAGGCUCAGGCUCAAGCUCAAGCUCAAGCUCUUGCCAACCAACAAGCUCUCGCUAACCAACAAGCCCAGCAAGCUGCAGCUACGGUCGGAGCGAAUGUGGUUAUCGGGCCAACGCCUCGAAAGCGACUUGAAGUUGGAACCGGCGGUAUCAGCAGCGGUGGCAGUGGUAGGCGUGGCGGGCGUACCAGUAGCAGCCGUCUUCCGCCGGGGGCGGUGAAUCUUGAACGGAGCUACCAAAUCUGCCAGGCCGUCAUCCAGAACAGUCCUAAUCGGCAUCAGUUGCGGGCUCAACUGAAACCACCGCAGGCGUUCCUGAACAGUUCCAACUCAAACUCGAGCAAUAGCAGCAAUAGUAACAGCAGUAGCAGCAGCACUGGAAGCCUCAAGGACGAACCAACCACCUUCGGUGGGGCUGUUCUUACCAAUAAGUUCAAACAGGUUGGUCCCCGAUUGGUUCACCCCAAGCGGAUAACCACGGCAACGGUCGGUCGGCAACCCUCGUCGAUUGUCGUCCGGCAUGUAUAUACCACUGCAGGUCAAUCAAAUCCCGGUACAAUUAGUAUUAUCUCAACAUCCCAGCAACAGCAACAACAACAGCAGCAGCAGCACCAGCCUUCCCAGCAACCCCAGCAGCGGAUAAUCACCGCUGCGGAUGCGGCCGAAUUGCAACAAGCCCAGAUCAUAAGCGUUGCCGGUCCCGGUGGAGCGGGAGCCAGCACCAGUGGUCCAGGUGGAAGCUUUGGAGGAAAGUACGUACUUGUGCAGCGGGCUCACAUCGGUGAUAUUGUAACGCCGCGGGCGGCCAGUGCACCACCGACGCAGAACCAGCAGCAGGUUAAUUCAGUAACCGGUGUUCCAAUAACGCUAGCGGGUCGUGGACGGCCAGCUUCGGUAGAUAUUGAUACACCUGUCUUCCCUCCUGAUUCUCAACAGCAACAGCAACAACAACAGCAGCAGCAGUAUCAACAAGUGCAAAUUAUACAACCUCCUACGCCGCACCAACAGCAGCAGCAGCAGAUUGUUGGACCCAAUCCAGGCAUCCAAGCGGUGACCCGGAGGGGUCCAACCACGCAUGUAAUCUCAUACGGUGAUGUCGGUAUCGAUGCGGCCAACGGCCAGCACAUCAGCCAAACGGCAGCUUCCGUUAUGCUGGACAGUAGCAACAAUACCGUAAUAGCAUCCAGCAACGGUCCGAUGGCAGCUGCCACUGGAGGCCACAUCACUUCCACUUCAGCACCAUCUCCCCUUCUCCCGGGUAGCAACAACAACAACAACAACAACAAUAAUAAUAACAACAACAACAACAAUAACAGUACUAUCGGUAUUAUCAACAAUAACAAUAGCACUAGUAGCAACAGCAACAGCAGUAGUAGCAGUAGUAGUAAUAGCAAUGGAAAUAGUAACCACCAUCAUCAGCAUCAGCAGCCGCAAGGAGCAGGACCAGCUUCGUCCUGUUCCUGCUCGCUCAAUGCGAUGGUCAUUUGUCAGCAGUGUGGCGCCUUCUGUCACGAUGACUGCAUCGGUGCUUCGAAACUGUGCGUGUCCUGUGUCAUACGAUAAAAAAAAAGAUAAUGGAAAAAAGAACCUUAAAAAUCUGUGAGCCUUCUUGUAAAGGAAAAAAAGAAAAUUAAAAUGCUAGUUUUUAACACUAUUAAAUGGAAAAGCCUGCCACCGAAUACCAAUUACUACAAUUUCACCCACACAAAGACAUGUGUACAGACAGACUCCAACACACUUACACGGAACAGAAACACAUUUUUUUUCGAGGAAAAAAAAAGCCUGUGCAAAGACUCAUAUUUAGCAUUAAGUAAGUGAUUCUUUUGGUUGGUUCAUCCCUGGAAACUUCUUUAAAUUUUUGGGGCUUUUUCCUACCGGAACCGGUGGGCAAAUUCCAACCUAAGUAGUGUGAAUCCAGGUUAAAAUCAGCGGCGUGCUUGUGCGGUAUGACAGACAUGGUUGCGUUUCGAUUUGCUUUUUCGUUUGUGUGCGCGAUCGGGCCGGAAGAGAGAUAAGAUGGAUGGAAUGCAAGCGAGAGAGCGCGCAAGCAGCAAAUACCUAGGAGCUUUGGUUGUUCCGUAUUUUUGUUCGAAUUUUCCACCCGAGUAUGAGGGCAAACAACUGCAGAAUAAAAUUGCUAAUUAUAUAAGAAAUUGAAAUAAAAAAAAAUCAUAACGGUGAAAACUGAGCUAGAAAAAAAAACCCUCUUGUAAUAAUUAAUUGCUAAGUCUAAUCUUAUAAGAAGCUGAUGAUAAAAGAAAACAGAGAUACACACACUGAACAAGCGUAUGUGAAAGGCAGAAAGAAUAAACUAUAAUCGAGAAAAGAAACAAUGGAAACUGCUGACCGAUCCCAUUGAACAGUUGGAACCCCCUCGCGGGACUGACUUGUAGUAACUGAAAAAGAAAAUCUGUGAUUUACUGUCCUACACCCUUCGCUCGAUUCGAUUACCCGCUACAACUGGCGCUAAUUAACUUACUUACUUUCCUUGCUAAGAGCUUUGGUUCAGUGAUUUCGUUUCGCUCUCCAUUUGAUUGCAAUUGUGUUGUUAGGCUUUUACGAUUAUUUAUUUUUCUCCCUAAUAUCAUCCAAUUCUAAUGGAACCAUUGGAAUAGUGUAAUUUUAUGUUAUUAAGGCACUCUUAAUAAGUCCCAAACAACAAAUUCGAAGAAAUCAGUAUAGAUAGGUAGGUAGUUAGGGUAAGCGUGAAUGCUAUGCAGGUUCGCUUUUAAGUUUGGUUAUUUGUAGACAAAAACUAUCGCUUAUUACAUUUUUUUUUUAGUUUUUAAUUUAGGUAUUACCAUCUUUUAGAUACUAUCAUUUCACAGCAAGUAAAUUCUUCAAUGAGGAAUUAUUAAUUUGGAA
Ochlerotatus camptorhynchus is the source of this 8596-nucleotide messenger RNA. RefSeq names its product polycomb protein Asx-like. Gene Ontology annotation, biological process: positive regulation of transcription by RNA polymerase II; animal organ morphogenesis. Gene Ontology annotation, molecular function: chromatin binding; DNA binding. Bases 926 to 7294 code for a protein of 2122 amino acids. The record is from RefSeq and is a predicted model, not a curated record. NCBI's taxonomy places the organism in Eukaryota, Metazoa, Arthropoda, Insecta, Diptera, Culicidae. The transcript has 9 exons. Gene Ontology annotation, cellular component: PR-DUB complex.